UCCACGUUUGAGUCACUGCUCCUGAUGCAAAGCGUUUGGAGUACUGCAGCGUUAUUGUAAAUGUGGAGAUGUUUUUUCUGCAUCUUCUAUCGAGCGUAAUCGUGUAAAAAUACUGGAUCAACACUAGAGACCUCCGCGUUACGCACGAGUUAAAUCCGUCACCGUUACGCGUGGAUUAAACCCACACACCUAUGCAGGAUGAAGGUAACCUUUGGAUGUCUGGUGGUCUCAGCCGGAAUCUGCGGCUUGCUUAGUUUCGUCUUGUUGGCGACUUCCCUCGGAACCGAGUAUUGGUACAUUAUAGAGAUGAAUCAUGUGAACACGAGCGACUUAGAGGACAUGAGCUCACAUUCGGGUCUGUGGAGCAUCAAUGAAGGUGGGAUGACGCAGGCAGACUCUAUUGACUCCUUCACAGCUGACAACUCCAGGUACUCUGAGACUGAGCUGCACAUGCUGUACAUGCACAGAGCCAUAGUGGUGCUCCUCCCCCUCAGCCUGGUCCUGCUGCUGUUUGGAGGCAUCUGUGGCCUAGUCAGCUCCCUGGCACGGAGCCCCAUGCUCCUCGCUGGCACAGCCUCCUACUUCUUCAUCUGCAGUCUUCUGACCCUGUGUGGAGUGAGUCUCUACAUCUUCUACUCACACCAGGCCCUGGAAGAGACAGAGAGGCAGGUGGGUCCGGAAGGUCUGGCCCACAUUCACACCUCCUUCGGCUGGUCUCUAGGUCUGGCCUGGCUCUCCUACAGCCUGGAGCUGCUCGCCGGCGUGCUGCUGCUCUCGGCUGCACGGAUGGCCAAGCUGCAGCACAGCAGUCCAACCGUGGCCUGACGCGAGCCAACAGCAAGGAUCCAACAUGAGGAGGACUGAAGUACUGAACUGUGUGGUGUUCUGCCUUAGGAAAUGGUGAACAUGAAGAAAAAAUUACAAAUCUCUAAGGUUGUACUAAAGAUGUCUCUUAACAUUUGGACUGAAUUAGUGAUUUAUUUUAAAUGAAGCGGAUGAUAACACUUGAACAGUUAGGUUUGACCAAGUACGCCCUCUUGUGGUGGGAAUUGGAGUUGCUCCUAAUUUUGACUCGGUGCAUCUUAAAUUAUAACCUGUAAAGUUUGUCGUAUUGAAUCUGUGCCAAAAUAUUUGUCAUGCUUACAUUUUCAGCAGUCCUGAUCGUCCUGAUGUGUGAAUGCAACAUGAUGUGUUAAUGGGCCUGAGAAGGUUCUUUUAAUUCUCUUAUCUUUGUUGCUGUCUGUCUUAUUCUCAACGCUUAUUUUUGUGUAACAAAUGUAUUCUACUCUUGUUGUUGUUGUUGUUGUUGUUGUGUUUUUUGCCACAAAUACGAUCUGAUGUCUCUGGAAGCCCAUUUCCGACAGUUAAAAAAAUAAAAAGAGAGAUAAUAAAGUCAUAAUUAUGAGAUAAAAAGUUGAAAUUAUGAGAUAAUAAAGUCAUAAUUAGGAGAUAAUAGUCAUAAUUAGGAUUAGAUUUUUUUAACUGGCAGAAAUGGGAUUCUAUAGAUGUCUAAUAGAAGUUGGUUAGUAAAUAUUAUUCAAUUUUUUUUUUUUUAAGCAUGUCAACAUGGGUCCUUUGUUAAAUCAGUUUUCCUCUGGAGUCCAACUUUAUCUGGCAGUUUUCCACAGUGGAGAGAAAGAAGCUAUUCAUUACUUUGAUGUCUCCUUUUUUUAUUGUUUGAAUAUCGCAACAUUUCCCCAAAAAAAGAAAGCACAAAGUUGACACACUGACAGAAAAGUAUUUGCACAGUUUAAAGUAGCAGCUCUUUGACAGGGAGAUUUGUUUUGAAGGUCAAAAGGCGGUUUGAAUACUCGACUUCUGGGUGGGAGGUAACCAUCUACACAAUACUAGAUUCAGGCAACUGUCAACCAGAGUGAAAGACUCCU
Molecule: messenger RNA, 1886 nt
Organism: Labrus bergylta (ballan wrasse)
Lineage: Eukaryota; Metazoa; Chordata; Actinopteri; Labriformes; Labridae
Gene: tmem235b
Product: transmembrane protein 235b
Cellular component (GO): apical plasma membrane
Source: RefSeq, a predicted model, not a curated record